Molecule: messenger RNA, 2543 nt
Organism: Rattus rattus (black rat)
Lineage: Eukaryota; Metazoa; Chordata; Mammalia; Rodentia; Muridae
Gene: Septin11
Product: septin 11
Exons: 11
Coding region: 149-1447 (432 amino acids)
Biological process (GO): cytoskeleton-dependent cytokinesis
Cellular component (GO): septin ring; microtubule cytoskeleton; septin complex
Molecular function (GO): GTP binding; GTPase activity; molecular adaptor activity
Source: RefSeq, a predicted model, not a curated record
GAGCAGAUGCGGCUGGAGGCGCGCGGGAGCCGGGCGCGAGCAGGGCGCAGCCGCGAGGGAGGCGCGGGGGAGGCCAGCGGGAGCCGGAGCACCAGCAGCAGCCAGUGUCGGUGAAGAGCAGCCGGGCGCAGCCAGAGCCACAGUCGCGAUGGCCGUGGCGGUGGGGAGACCGAGUAAUGAAGAACUGCGAAACUUAUCACUUUCUGGCCAUGUUGGAUUUGACAGUCUCCCUGACCAGCUGGUCAACAAAUCCACUUCUCAAGGAUUCUGUUUCAACAUCCUGUGUGUGGGAGAGACAGGUAUUGGCAAAUCCACAUUGAUGGACACUUUAUUCAACACCAAAUUUGAAAGUGACCCAGCUACUCACAACGAACCAGGUGUCCGGUUAAAAGCCAGAAGUUACGAACUGCAGGAAAGCAACGUACGGCUGAAGCUAACCAUUGUUGACACAGUGGGAUUUGGAGACCAGAUUAAUAAAGACGACAGCUAUAAGCCCAUAGUGGAGUACAUUGACGCCCAGUUUGAGGCCUACUUGCAAGAGGAAUUGAAAAUUAAGCGUUCUCUCUUCAACUACCACGACACGAGGAUUCACGCCUGCCUUUACUUUAUCGCCCCCACGGGACAUUCACUGAAGUCCCUGGACCUGGUCACCAUGAAGAAGCUGGACAGCAAGGUGAACAUCAUCCCGAUCAUUGCGAAAGCCGACACCAUCGCCAAGAACGAAUUGCACAAGUUCAAGAGUAAGAUCAUGAGUGAACUCGUGAGCAACGGAGUCCAGAUAUAUCAGUUCCCCACCGAUGAGGAAACGGUGGCCGAGAUUAAUGCAACGAUGAGUGUCCAUCUCCCAUUUGCAGUGGUUGGCAGUACCGAAGAGGUGAAGAUUGGCAACAAGAUGGCGAAGGCCAGGCAGUACCCUUGGGGUGUGGUGCAGGUUGAGAACGAAAACCACUGUGAUUUUGUGAAGCUGAGGGAGAUGCUGAUCCGAGUGAACAUGGAGGACCUGCGCGAGCAGACGCACACUCGCCACUACGAGUUGUAUCGGCGCUGUAAGCUUGAGGAGAUGGGCUUCAAGGACACUGACCCCGACAGCAAGCCCUUCAGUCUCCAGGAGACAUAUGAAGCAAAGAGGAAUGAGUUCCUGGGAGAGCUGCAGAAGAAGGAGGAGGAGAUGAGACAGAUGUUUGUCAUGAGAGUGAAGGAGAAAGAGGCGGAGCUCAAGGAGGCGGAGAAAGAGCUUCAUGAGAAGUUUGACCUCCUGAAGCGGACUCACCAAGAGGAGAAGAAAAAGGUGGAAGACAAGAAGAAGGAGCUUGAGGAGGAGGUGAGCAACUUCCAGAAGAAGAAGGCGGCGGCUCAGCUCUUGCAGUCGCAGGCCCAGCAGUCUGGGGCCCAGCAGACCAAGAAGGACAAGGAUAAGAAAAAUAGUCCCUGGCUCUGCACGGAAUAAACGAUACUCUCAAAUCUAACUGGACGUGCUUUCGCCUUUGCAUCUUCUUCUUUAUGUAGCCAUCACGUUGCCAAGCCCUACUCUCUCUUAAUGGACAGCAUUAGAAGAGCGGGAGCUGUCUGUUCACGAGUUGGGGAAGAGUUACCUCAUCUCCACCAUCGCCUCCCAUUCUUUAAAGUCUGGGUCAAACAUUGCACUGCUGUUUGUAAUUGUCAAUGUCUGUUUACAAACCACCACCCUCAGUGGCUACCGAAGUGACUUCAACUACCAAAAAUAGUAACAAUAAUAUUAAGAGUGGAAUAGAAAAUGUAGGCCCAAACCUGGGGACUUGGGCUGGAAUCCUCUUGCUUAUUAGCUGCCAUUUCUUGAACCUCCUAAUCUAAGACCUUAUGGACCGAAAAGAGCAUGUACCUCACUUGAGGUUGUCAUCACCUGCAGGGCAAACAUAGCACAAGGUCCCCCCUGGUCUCUAUCCUAUGGGCAAAUCUCACCAACACCAUCAGGAUCUAAAGCUCUCAGCAGGUCAUCAGAGCGGGGCAACCCUUGCUGCCUCCUAUUGGUUUUGUGGGUUGUUCUGGUGUGGGAUUUAAAAAAAGGAAAAAAAAAGAGAGAAAGGUAUUGCAUGCACAGAGGUGCCUGCAGUUUUCCCUCUGGAACGUCCUAUUGAUUCGGUGUUUUUAUUUUUCAGCUGACCAUCUGCCUCUUGAGAGAAAGAAGUGGGCAUCCUACCUUUAAAUUCAGGAAUCAUUUUUUAUUUGACUGUUACCUGCAUCCCUUACAUAAGUUCUUUGGGGAGGAAGUUCUGCUCGUUUUGGGGACGGGGGAUUCCAACUAGCCACUCCGUUUUGUAUUUGUUAUUCAAACUUUUGGUAUCAAAAAUUAUGGCAAUCUUCAGCUCACUUCAAGGGGGAAUUAUGUUUAAUAUGUUCUUAGAUGCAAUUUGAAAAUGCCCCCUUUUGUUACUAGAGUUUUGAUCUACCAGUCUUAAUUAUGUUUGAAUUGUGCCAGUGUUGGGUAAAUGACUUUUCUGCCUCUGGGGUUCAAUUUAUAUUUAAAGAGAUCUUAAAAUACUAUCUGGCCCAUCCCUGCCUUUGAA